Messenger RNA from Pelodiscus sinensis (Chinese soft-shelled turtle), 936 nucleotides. NCBI's taxonomy places the organism in Eukaryota, Metazoa, Chordata, Testudines, Trionychidae. The record is from RefSeq and is a predicted model, not a curated record.
AUGUUAGCUCUCAAUGAUACCAGAUACAUGCCUGCAGUGUUCCUUCUCACUGGGCUAGAGGGGCAUGAAGACAUCCAUAUAUGGAUCGCUAUCCCUUUGUGCCUUAUUUAUGCCAUAUUGAUAAUAGGAAAUACAGGUAUUCUGUUCAUUAUAAAAACAGAUUCAAGCCUUCAUGAGCCCAUGUACAUUUUCCUUUCCAUGUUGGCUGUCACAGAUCUUGGCUUAGCAAUGACCACCAUGCCGACAAUACUGGGCGUAUUCUUGUUCAACUCCCGGGAGAUCAGCUUCGAUGCCUGUUUUGCCCAAGUGUUCUUCAUCCACGCGCUAGCAUAUGUUGAAUCCUCUGUGCUCCUAUCAAUGGCCUUUGACCGUUUCACUGCAAUCCAUGACCCGCUGAGAUACACUUCCAUCUUAACCCUGCCCAGAAUAGCCAAGAUGGGACUGGUGUGUGUGAUAAGAGGGGUGGCUUUACAGUUCCCUUUCCCCUUUCUCCUGAAACGGUUCCAAUACUGGCGAGCCAAUGUUGUCUCCCAUUCCUACUGUAUGCACAAUGAUGUCAUGAAACUGGCAUAUGCAGACAUCACUGUUAACAAUAUCUUUGGCUUUUUCAUAAUACUCUCCUCUGUGGGGUUGGACUCUUUCCUCAUCUUCCUCUCAUAUGUGAUGAUUCUCAAAACAGUGCUGAGCGUUGCAUCCCAUGGGGAGCGAAUCAAGGCCCUGAACACCUGUGUCUCCCACCUCUGUGCCGUCCUGCUCUUUUAUAUACCAAUGGUCAGUCUGGCUGUGUUACGCAGAUUUGGAAAUAGCUCAACUCACUGGCUUCAGAUUUUCUUUGGAUACAUCUAUGUGCUGGUGCCACCCCUGAUGAACCCGAUUGUGUACAGCAUGAAAAGCAAGCAGCUACGUGUGAGGAUCAUCAGGAUGUUCGUCAAGUAA